AUGGAAGGGGCAGUGCUCUUUGGGCAUAUCUGUCUCUUUUUCAUCCUCAUGUUCUCCGAGCCAUUCAUCUACAACAACAACCUGCCAUACUGCGACAAAUACAGGUACAUCAGUGAGAACAUCUCCGUGCAGAAGGGGGUGGCCAGCGUCAUGGUCUUUCUCAUGUACCCCACAUGGUUUGUACUUGUGUCCAUCGCCUCCCGCUUCCAACCGGGUGACAUCAUCUCCCGAGUUCCUUGCACAAUCCUUGCCGUCGUGGCAUUCUCGGGUGCGUUGAAUGUCCUCAUGUACGAUCAGGACAUAGCCAGCAACCUAUCCCCUGUCGACUUCCAGCACGAGAUUGACCGACAGCAUAACAUGCACAUCCUCGGUGCUCUACAGCUCUGCACCGCCUUCAUAUUUGGUCAACUCCUGCUCGCGUUUGCUUUUUCGGCAAAGGACGUCAUUGACAACUUGCGUGCUACCAUCUGGCUAUGGAUAUGUCGAGUAUUGUCUAUCGUCACAUUGGUCAUUCUCACCCUCAAUGCACUGCUCUACAAGUACGGCGACUGCAAGACUACAACCGUCUGGCUUGAAUACUUCAUGUACUUUUUCAUUGGAGCCACCAACGCAGCUCUGUAUGUCACAUACACCGUGUUUCACACCAUAGACAAAAUGAAGUGUGUUGUUUCUUAG
Molecule: messenger RNA, 675 nt
Organism: Guillardia theta CCMP2712
Lineage: Eukaryota; Cryptophyceae; Pyrenomonadales; Geminigeraceae
Exons: 1
Coding region: 1-675 (224 amino acids)
Source: RefSeq, a predicted model, not a curated record